UUCCGGUUCGUUCUGCGCGGGUUCGACGCUGAUGUCUCCACCGGAUCCUCCGGCCCCGCGUGCAGAUUAACAGGUAUGCCAAAGGAAAAAUAUGACCCUCCAGAUCCCCGCCGAUGUUACACCAUCAUGGCAGCCGAGGACGUAGCCAAUGGGAAGAAGUCUUACUGGGCUGAGCUGGAGAUCUCUGGGCGGGUGAGGAGUCUGAGCAGCUCGCUGUGGACGCUCACUCACCUGACGGCGCUGCACAUCAACGACAACAACCUGAGCCGCAUCCCGCCGGACAUCGCCAAGCUGCCGCACCUGGUCUACCUGAACCUGUCGUCCAAUAAGCUGCGGAGCCUUCCCGCCGAGCUGGGCAACAUGGUCGCUCUCAGGGAAUUGCUUUUAAACAACAAUCUUUUGCGGGUUCUGCCUUACGAGCUCGGGAGGCUGUUCCAGUUACAAACCCUGGGGCUGAAAGGAAAUCCUUUGUCCCAAGAUAUCCUGAAUCUCUACCAGGAGUCGGACGGAACCAGGAAGCUUUUGAACUACAUGCUCGACAAUCUGGCCGUGCACCCGGAGCAGCUCCCCCAAAGACCCUGGAUCGCGCUGAAGGAGCGAGACCAGAUGAUGCCGGCAGCCGUGUUCACGGUCAUGUGCUACAACGUGCUGUGUGACAAGUACGCCACGCGGCAGCUGUACGGCUACUGUCCGUCCUGGGCCCUCAACUGGGAGUACCGGAAGAAAGGCAUCAUGGAGGACAUCACCGGCUGUGACGCAGACAUCAUCAGUCUCCAGGAGGUGGAGACGGAGCAGUACUACGCCAUGUUUCUGGAAACGCUAAAGGAGCACGGCUACGACGGCUACUUCUGUCCAAAGUCUCGCGCCAAACUGGUUUCUGAGCAGGAGAGGAAACACGUGGACGGCUGCGCUGUGUUCUUCAAGACGGAGAAGUUCACGCUGAUCCAGAAACACACGGUGGAGUUCAACCAGGUGGCCAUGGCCAACUCGGAGGGCUCCGAGGUCAUGCUGAACCGAGUGAUGACCAAAGACAACAUCGGCGUGGCCGUGCUGCUCGAGGUCAACAAGGACGUGUUCUCCGGAGGCAUGAAGCCGCCUCAGGAGAAGCAGCUGAUCCUGGUGGCCAACGCCCACAUGCACUGGGACCCCGAGUACUCGGACGUCAAGCUGAUCCAAACCAUGAUGUUCCUGUCGGAGCUGAAGAGCAUCGCUGAGAGGGCCGCGGGCUCCAUGGCGACCGGCUCGCCGACCUCCGACCCCUCCUCCGUCCCCAUCGUCCUGUGCGCCGACCUCAACUCGCUGCCCGACUCCGGGGUAGUUGAAUUCCUGAGCAACGGAGGAGUGGCUGAGAACCACAAGGACUUCAAGGAGAUCCGCUACAGCGACUGUCUCACCAACUUCAACUGCAACGGCAAGAACGGCAACUCGGACGGGAGCAUCACGCACAGCUUCCAGCUGAAGAGCGCCUACGACAGCAAUCUGAUGCCUUACACCAACUACACAUACGACUUCAAGGGCGUGAUCGACUACAUCUUCUUCUCCAGGAACCACAUGAGUGUCCUGGGCCUCCUGGGCCCUCUGGACAGCCAGUGGCUCAGCGACAACAGCAUCACCGGGUGCCCGCACCCCCACAUCCCCUCGGACCACUUCUCCCUGCUGGCCCAGCUGGAGCUCCGCCCCUCCCUGCCCCACCCGCUCAACCCCCUCAACGGGCUGCACCUGCCCGUCAACAGGUAG
Limanda limanda (common dab) is the source of this 1737-nucleotide messenger RNA. It is a transcript of the gene cnot6l, whose product is annotated as CCR4-NOT transcription complex, subunit 6-like. Bases 76 to 1737 code for a protein of 553 amino acids. Gene Ontology annotation, biological process: nuclear-transcribed mRNA poly(A) tail shortening. The record is from RefSeq and is a predicted model, not a curated record. The transcript has 12 exons. Gene Ontology annotation, cellular component: CCR4-NOT complex; nucleus; cytoplasm. NCBI's taxonomy places the organism in Eukaryota, Metazoa, Chordata, Actinopteri, Pleuronectiformes, Pleuronectidae. Gene Ontology annotation, molecular function: protein binding; poly(A)-specific ribonuclease activity.